This is a messenger RNA of Durio zibethinus, 592 nucleotides long. Its product is annotated as CASP-like protein 1F1. The record is from RefSeq and is a predicted model, not a curated record. NCBI's taxonomy places the organism in Eukaryota, Viridiplantae, Streptophyta, Magnoliopsida, Malvales, Malvaceae.
AUGGAAAGCAUUGAAGCCAAGUUUCCAGAAAACCCACCUCUCAUAACACGCAAACUUGCCCUAGGUGCACAAAUCUGCUUGAGAGUUGUGGCGGUUGGGACUGCAUUGGCUGCCACAUGGAUGAUAGUCACUUCCAAGGAAACUGUUGUGGUUUUUGGUUUGUCAUUGCACGCUCGAUAUAGCUACUCUUCUGCUUUCAAGUUCUUCGCCUUUGCAAAUGCCUUGGCAUGUGGCUUCACUUUGCUCUCCAUAUUCUUUGUGUUCUUCUUUGGUCGCCAUGGCUUGACUCCUACUAACAAAUUCUUAUUGUUCCUACACGAUUUGUUUAUGAUGUCGCUGGUGCUUUCCGGUGUGGCGGCUGGGACUGCAAUCGGGUACGUAGGCCGCUACGGUAACAGCCACGCUGGUUGGUUUCAAAUCUGCGAUCGUUUAAACAAAUUCUGCCACAAGGUGACCGCUUCAUUGAUACUCUCUUAUCUGACAGUCCUUUGCUUGCUGGUGCUUACCAUCAUCUCCGCCAGCAAUUCUAGACAAAUCAAGGCUUAGAAACUCCAUAACUUUGGAGUGACAGAACGGAUCAAGACGAAGAAGA